Clunio marinus is the source of this 321-nucleotide messenger RNA. Lineage: Eukaryota; Metazoa; Arthropoda; Insecta; Diptera; Chironomidae. The record is from the annotation of a GenBank genome assembly.
AUGUCUAUAAAACUAAUCACCAACAUUAAAUGUACGAGCAUUCCAUACCUCAAGUUUUCUUUUUCUUUAUCUUCUCAUUCACCUUUUAGACCUUUCAAUAAUGUUUUGUCUGAAACUCCCAGUUCUCAGGCGAUCAAAUUUGCUAUGGCCAGUAUUACUAAAUUCUACGUGAGUGUGUUAGCCACAAAAUCUGAUUUGCAUUUAGCCUGCCACCAUCAUACAGAUAGCUAUGAAAAUAGCAAAGAAUUGGUGACAAAUAAAAUUGAUAUCACCGGGAUGACGAAUGUGUGGAUGAAUCUUUUAAACUUACCUGUUUGGUGA